Triticum dicoccoides is the source of this 1617-nucleotide messenger RNA. RefSeq names its product receptor-like protein kinase HSL1. The record is from RefSeq and is a predicted model, not a curated record. Gene Ontology annotation, molecular function: protein binding. The transcript has 2 exons. NCBI's taxonomy places the organism in Eukaryota, Viridiplantae, Streptophyta, Magnoliopsida, Poales, Poaceae. The coding region runs from base 1 to 1617 and encodes 538 amino acids.
AUGGCAACCGUGCCAUGCCGCGCGUCCCUUCUCAUGCUACUAAUGCUCGUGCACCCCUGCUGCUGCGCAGCACCGGCCGCCGAUGAGAGGCGGCUUCUCAUCCAGAUCAAGCGCGCGUGGGGCGACCCGUCCACGCUCGCGGCAUGGGACGGCUCGGCCGACCACUGCACCUGGCCCUACGUCACCUGCGUCGCGCCAUCCGGGCCUGUCACAAGCCUCUCCCUCGCCAGCACAAACGUAGACGGCCCGUUCCCGGACGCCAUCGGCGCCCUCUCCGGCCUCACGAGCCUCGACAUCUCCAACAACGGCGUCACCGGCGCCUUUCCGACAAGCGUAUACCGAUGCGCUUCUCUCCGGUAUCUGGAUUUGUCCCAUAACUACCUCGGCGGCGAGCUACCCGCCGACAUGGGCGGCGCGCUCGGGGAGAACCUCACCUCUCUAGUGCUCAACGGCAACCACUUUAACGGUACCAUCCCCACCUCCUUGUCCCGGUUACGUAACCUCCAUUCGCUUGCGCUGGACAACAACCACCUCGCCGGCACCAUCCCGGCAGAGCUCGGCGACCUCACGGGCCUUCAGACGCUCACGCUCCUGAACAACUUGUUCAGCGUUGGCGAGGUGCCGGCGUCGUUCAAGAACCUGACCAAGCUGAAAAAAUUCUGGGCGGCUAACUGCAACCUCACCGGCGACUUCCCGAGCUAUGUGGCCGAGAUGCCGGAGUUGGAGGCGCUCGACCUCUCGGGCAACGCCUUGACCGGAAGUAUACCUCCGGGGAUUUGGAACCUCCCCAAGUUGCAAAAGGUGGAUCUAUCUGCCAACAACCUCGCCGGCGAGGUCGUGGCAACCGAUGGUGCCUUCGGCGCCGCGAAUUUGGUGACGAUCGAUCUGUCCUUGAAUCACAGGCUACGUGGGCUGAUUCCGGAGGGCCUCGGUCACUUACCGAACCUUGAAACUCUCAACUUGUCCGGUAACCAGCUCUUUGGCAGGAUCCCGAGGAGCAUAGCCAAGCUCGGCUUGCUGACGCAGCUGGACCUGAGCAGGAAUCAGCUCGUCGGCGAAAUACCGGCAGAAUUGGGCGACAUGCAGAUGCUCAACGCACUUGACCUGUCGUCGAACAAGCUAUCUGGCGACAUACCACUGCCGCUUGCCGGGCUACAGCUCCGUUCGCUCAACCUGUCAUCCAACCAGCUCGAAGGCCAGGUACCGGCAGGGCUCGCCACCGCCGCUUACGACCGGAGCUUCCUCGACAACCCCGGCCUCUGCCUUGCCGGUACGGAGUUCGGCUUCGUCGCAGGCGUUCGCUCCUGCUCCAUGCCAUCACAAGCCGCCUCUUCCCCCGGGGUCCGCUCGACGGCUCUCCUUGCCCUCAAGGCCGCCGCCUGCGUGGUCGUCGUCCUCGUCGUGGCAGUGGUUUUCUUCGUCGUCCACGACAGGAAAAAGAAGCGCGCUGCACAGGAUGGUUCCGAGGAGAAUCAGUCGGCAGCGGCGGGUCGGGGCCUGCUUAAUGCUACUACCUCCGUCCUGAUUAGUUUGUUAUUAUCCACGGGAAUCUUUGAGUGUGAGAGUGUACGGUACAUAGAAUUGACUGUGAAGGAUCCAAAUGUAGUGAGAUUCUAG